CUCUUAUUUUUAUUUUCUUUUGACUUUAUGACUGAUUUGCAUCCGAAUAAUAACGGAUUCAAUACUAUCGAUUGGUUAGAUCGUCAUAAUAUGAAUUCCUCCAAUACUACCACCACUUCUUAUUCAACUCAACAACAAUCAUUUAACAACAAUAAUGAAAAUGAAGUUGGUAAUCGAUAUCAAACUUACUAUGCUCACCAGUUGCCACCCAUCAACUCUAUUUCAUCUUCAAAUAAUUCAUCUGUUGCACAACUGAACCAUGAACCUAUUCAUAUGAAUGAUGAUGAUAAAAAACAACAACAACAACUUGUUUCUUGGGAUUUACCAUCGACCACUACAACUACUGACUCUACUGUAUCAACAUCUUCGUCUUAUACUUAUCAUCCACCAUCUACCACAACCCCUUCUCCUUCUGUUUCCGGUGAAAAAUCUGUAUCGACCACUAGCACCAAGAAACAACGUAUCCCUUGUACGAAGGAUAUUCACGUGGAAAAGAACACUGAAGGCAAACCACCUUAUUCAUAUGCUACUCUCAUCAAAUAUGCUAUUGAAAAUAGUCCAGAAAAUAAGUUGACUCUUAGUGAAAUCUAUCAAUGGGUGAUUGAUCAUUAUCCCUAUUAUGGCACAGCUGGCACUGGUUGGAAGAACUCUAUUCGUCACAAUUUGUCUUUGAACAAAAGCUUUGUUCGUGUACCUCGACCUAUCAACGAACCAGGAAAAGGAUCUUAUUGGAUGGUUGAUUAUCGAUCUGCUGAAUCAGAACAAAGAACUCGACAUAGUCUAUCUGGUACAUCUUCAUCAUCAGCGACAUCAUCAAGACGAAGUAAUCGUUCUGGAAGUGACCCUGCUAAUGCACCUUAUCGCCCUGAAUGGUCCACAUCUUCUGCGUCUUCUACAUCCUCUCUAAGCCGGCGUGCGUAUCGUGACACACGAUCUCUUUCAAUGGAUGCAGCUACUUUAUCCAAAAAUCUCAAUGGAGUUGGUCUAGGUACUUCUACAAGUGUUAAUGGGUAUGGAUCUAUCAAUACUACAAAUGGAAGUUAUUAUGGGAAUGCAUAUGCUUAUGGUCGUCAAUUUGCCACCAAUCAUCAUCAUCAUCAUCAUCAUCGUCCAUCAAGUACACAUAAUGCUCUUCGAAAUAGUGGUUAUGUUCCAGGUUAUGAAAUGUACAUGGAUAAUAUCACUAAUCCAUCUCAAUAUCAACAACAACAACAACAACAACAACAUCAUCAUCAUCAUCAUUCUACCAACAAUCAGCAAGUACAACAACAUCAUCAGCAACAAUUAAUGAAGCAAGCUAAUUACUCUUUAUAUGAUAACAGCAAUCAUCAUCACAUGUAUUACAGCUAUGGAAAUGGUCAAUCAUCAGCAUCUAUGAUGGAUAAAUCAGCCGAUCCAACCAAGUCUGGUAACCAAGCGACAGUUUACACCACAUUUUCUCCUACACCAUCAAGUCAACUCUCAUCUCCAUCUGGUGCUUCAGUCACUUUACAACAUCAUCCCACUUCUCAUGAUCAAUCUACUGUGAUGGAGGAUAUUACAACAACAACCACUGUUUCCACUCCUGUUCCUGAUAAUGGUUCGCCUCCUACAUCAACGCCUGGUGAAUUUAAUACAACAUCAUCAUUCAGAAAACAAUCUACAGCACCAACAACUGCAUCCAAUACAAUCAUGGAUUCUUCAGCAUGUUUUUAUCAACCAUCUCAUCAAGAUCCAACACUGAAAUCCGUCAAGUCCAUCAAAGAUGAAGAUGGUGUUACAUCGGGUCAAUUUGAUUGGGAAACCGUAUUAUAAAGAGAUAGUUAUCUUUUUGUGUUCCCCUCCUCUUUGUCUUUAUAUAUCAUCCCGCCCUUUUUUUUUUAUAUAGAUGUUUUUUGUGACAUAUGUAUAUUUCUCCCCCCCCUUUUUUUUCAUAUAUCUUGUUGAUUCCCCUUUUUUUUUUAUUUUAGUCUUACUUUCGUUUACGUAUAUAUCUUUUUCUUUUCUUUUUUCUUUUUUUUUUUUGUUAUAUAUUCUUC
This is a messenger RNA of Halteromyces radiatus, 2018 nucleotides long. RefSeq names its product fork head domain-containing protein. The transcript is spliced from 2 exons. Gene Ontology annotation, biological process: regulation of transcription by RNA polymerase II. The record is from RefSeq and is a predicted model, not a curated record. NCBI's taxonomy places the organism in Eukaryota, Fungi, Mucoromycota, Mucoromycetes, Mucorales, Cunninghamellaceae. Bases 28 to 1794 code for a protein of 588 amino acids. Gene Ontology annotation, molecular function: DNA-binding transcription factor activity, RNA polymerase II-specific; RNA polymerase II cis-regulatory region sequence-specific DNA binding.